Cetraspora pellucida is the source of this 762-nucleotide messenger RNA. Lineage: Eukaryota; Fungi; Glomeromycota; Glomeromycetes; Diversisporales; Gigasporaceae. The record is from the annotation of a GenBank genome assembly.
AUGAGUCAAAGUGAUGACGUAGAAAACGAUAUAAAUUGUCCUGAAUGUGGUCGCAUAAGACCCUCCGGCUGGUGUAAUCCUUGCGAAUUCCGGUGGAUGUACUCAACAUUCUCAAGAAGUGGAAAUAAAUAUAUCGACUUAUUAAUGUUGCAAACACAAAAAAAUGCAACACGUACUUGCGAUUAUUUGGAAUUCAUAGAAUUUAGCAAUAUCGAAGGAUUCGAAUAUGUCGCUAAAGGUGGAUUUGGUAGUGUAUAUGAAGGAUACUGGAUGGAGGGUCCCAGGUGGAUAUGGGACGAACUUGAAACAUAUCAUCGUUGUCUACAAAGUGGUUCGAUGGCAGACUGUUUUGGAAUAACAAAGGAUAAAACUGGAUGCUUCAUGUUCGUUAUGCGAUAUUAUGAAAACGGUAAUCUUUAUGAUUACCUCGAUAGUAACAAAGGAAUAAUUAGUUGGAGAGAUAUGGAACUUGGUUCUGAAAUGCCUGAAGAAUACUUUAAUUUAAUGAAUAAAUGUUGGGACCAAUUACCAGAAAAUAGACCAACAGCAUAUCAAUUAUUCGAAGAAUUGGGAAAUUGGAUUCAUGCAAUUUGUGAUGAUCCUAACCCUUCAGAAAUUUCAAAUAAUUUUGGCAUAGCUGAAGAGAAAAGAUGGAAAAAAAUUAAAAGGGAAAUCGAAAACAAAAAGUUGUCCAAAGAUUUAAUUCAUGAAGAUGCAAUAUAUAUUAGUCGAAUCUUUGACUUUUCUAAGUUACAAAAAUAA